AUGUCGCACCGCAAGAAAGUGCUGCUCAAGCUGAUCAUUCUUGGCGACAGCGGUGUCGGCAAGACGUCGCUCAUGAAUCAAUACGUGAACGAGAAGUUCAGCAGUCAGUACAAAGCCACGAUCGGCGCUGAUUUCCUCACCAAAGAGAUUGUACUGGAGGACAAAGUGGUGACGAUGCAGAUCUGGGACACGGCGGGUCAGGAGCGCUUCCAGAGUCUUGGCGUCGCUUUCUAUCGAGGCGCUGAUGCCUGUGUGCUGGUCUAUGAUGUCACGAACGCAAAGUCGUUCGAGAAGCUGGACGCGUGGCGAGAUGAGUUCUUGGCACAAGCGGGACCACGAGAUCCGGACGCGUUUCCGUUUAUUGUACUGGGCAACAAAGUCGACAAGGAGUCGGACCGAAGGAUUCAUAAGGAGAAGGCGCAAGAGUGGUGCCGUAGCAAAAAUGCACAUCCGCCGAUCGAGCACUUUGAGACAAGCGCGAAAGAAGCCACAAGUGUAGCAGAAGCUUUCCGGACAAUCGCGGGCUCGGCUUUGCAGAAAGGCCAGGAAGACGACAUCUACGUACCUGAGACGAUCGAUCUCAGUGGCACAUUACCGAAACGGGAGAGCUCGUCAUGCUGCUAG
Molecule: messenger RNA, 624 nt
Organism: Hyaloperonospora brassicae
Lineage: Eukaryota; Oomycota; Peronosporomycetes; Peronosporales; Peronosporaceae
Source: the annotation of a GenBank genome assembly